Molecule: messenger RNA, 1829 nt
Organism: Meleagris gallopavo (turkey)
Lineage: Eukaryota; Metazoa; Chordata; Aves; Galliformes; Phasianidae
Gene: ECI2
Product: enoyl-CoA delta isomerase 2
Cellular component (GO): mitochondrion; peroxisome
Molecular function (GO): fatty-acyl-CoA binding; delta(3)-delta(2)-enoyl-CoA isomerase activity
Source: RefSeq, a predicted model, not a curated record
UCGGCUCCUCCCUACUCACCCGCCAGCGCGUUCGCCCGCUCAGUUGUUAUGGCGGCCUCUGCACUAAGUUUCGUUCGGAACCUACGCUGGCGGCGUAUCUGCGAGAUAAGAUCUGUGUAAAAGUGUGGGGAGCAGCAGCAUGACUUUACCUGGUGCAUCUGUCCACUGGUUCACACUGAAGGGAGAAAUCAACCAACUCCAGAUGGUAACCUACUGUUAACUGACUGCUGACCUGCUGCAGCCUGCUUGACUGGCAUUACUACUGACCUACCGUUGUGGUGCGUGCUAGCAGGCAAGUGCAACGUGUCUGCAUUCCAUCAGUUCAUCUGCACGUGACUGCGGCCACCAUGCAAGUCAGCCAGAAAGACUUUGAGAAGGCUCAAGAGCAACUGAAACUUUUGAAAAAAGAUCCUGGGAAUGAAACGAAACUGAAGCUCUAUGCUUUGUUUAAACAGGCUACUGAGGGUCCCUGUAAUUCUCCAAAGCCAGGUAUGCUGGACUUUGUCAAGAAAGCCAAAUGGGAUGCGUGGAAUUCUCUUGGCAGUUUGUCUCAGGAGAAUGCUAGACAAGAAUAUACUAAACUUGUCUCAAGUUUGAUCUCCGCAGAAUCUGCUGGCGAGAAAAAAGAUACUUCUCCAAAAGAGAGCAGUCAUGGUGGCUAUGAAACCCUAAUAGUUACCACUGAUAGCAAUAUCACAAAGAUAAUGUUUAACCGACCUGACAAGAAAAAUGCUAUCAAUCAUAAGAUGUACAGAGAAAUUAUCAAUGCACUUCAAGAAGCUGCCAAAGAUGAUUCUACCAUAGCAGUUGUUACUGGAAAUGGAGAGUACUAUACAAGUGGAAAUGAUCUGAAUAAUUUUUCUAAUGUCCAACCCAGUGAAAUGAAAAAGGCUGCAAAAGAUGGAGCAGAAUUACUCAAAGAGUUUGUGGGCAGUUUUAUUGAUUUUCCUAAACCACUGAUUGCAGUGGUGAAUGGCCCAGCUAUUGGAAUCUCUGUAACACUCCUUGGAUUGUUUGACGUUGUCUACGCUUCUGACAAAGCUACAUUUCAUACCCCAUUUAGCCAACUUGGUCAGAGUCCAGAAGGAUGUUCCUCUUACCUGUUUCCAAAAAUCAUGGGCUCAGCCAAGGCAAAUGAGAUGUUGCUUUUCAAUAAAAAGCUGACUGCAGCAGAAGCCUGUGCUCUGGGACUUGUGAAUGAAGUUUUCCCUGACAGCACCUUCCAGAAGGAAGUUUGGGCAAGGUUAAAAGCUUAUGCAAGUCUCCCCAAAAAUUCUUUGGCAGUGUCAAAGCAAUUGCUACGAAAUAUGGAAAAGGAGAAGCUCCAUGCUGUCAACAGUCAAGAGUGUGAAGUACUCACAGAGAGGUGGUUAUCUGAUGAAUGCCUAAAUGCUCUUGUCACUUUCUUUCAGAGGAAAUCAAAACUGUAAUCUUUACCAGUAGAGCACGUAAUGUUCUGGAAACAGCAAUUCACCUUCUGGCAGUAGUCUUGUCUGCCCUUAUCCUUAGUAAGCUUUCUCUGCAAAUAAUUUUACCUUUGAUGCACUAUAUUUCUCUACAGAGUACUGGGUUAAAACUUUUUCAUGAAAUUAAUGCUGUGUUAUGUGCCUUGGAUCCAUUAUGGUUAUUUAAAUUAAGGGAAAAGGUUCGUUAUCCUGUAGGCAGAAGUGGUGUUUCUGAAUAAUACUAAAGUGGAUUGUCACUUGAAAGAAGCAGCAAAUUCAAUAGCACUGUAUUUUGAUAGCUUUUCAUUGUCUUACAAGUGAUUUUUUUUCAUGUGGGGAAGAAAAUGCUGUAUUAAUGAAAAAUAAAUAUAAGUAUUUAAUUAA